AUGUUGGACCAAAUGGCAAACGAAAUCAAGCUUUUGUCGGGUAGCUCCCACCCAGAGCUCAGUGCUCAAGUCGCCAGCCGGCUGGGCAUUGAUGUUGCCAACACCAUGAGUCUCCACUACUCGAACCAGGAGACCAGCGUGUCCAUCGGCGAGUCUGUGCGAGACGAGGAUGUCUUCAUCCUGCAGUCUACCGCCCCGGGCGAUGUCAAUGACGGUCUUAUGGAGCUGCUCAUCAUGAUCCAUGCCUGCCGCACCGCAUCCGCCCGUCGCAUCACUGCAGUCAUCCCGAGCUUUCCAUAUGCCCGUCAGGACAAGAAGGACAAGUCUCGGGCUCCCAUCAGCGCUAAGCUGAUCGCCAAUAUGCUCCAGGUGUCUGGUUGCAACCAUGUCAUCACCAUGGACCUCCAUGCUUCCCAGAUUCAGGGUUUCUUCAAUGUUCCCGUGGACAACCUGUAUGCCGAGCCCUCGGUGCUACGAUGGAUCCGAGAGAACCUGGAUUCUGACAACGUCGUUAUUGUCUCACCCGAUGCUGGUGGUGCCAAACGUGCUACUUCCAUUGCUGAUCGUUUGAACACGGCCUUUGCUCUGAUCCACAAGGAGCGUCCCCGACCCAACGAGGUUGGACGCAUGGUCCUCGUUGGUGACGUUCAGGACAAGGUUGCCAUUCUGGUUGACGACAUGGCUGACACUUGUGGAACGCUUGCCAAGGCCGCUGCAACAGUGAGCGAGCACGGCGCCAAGGAGGUCUGGGCCAUCGUCACCCACGGCAUUCUCAGUGGAAAGGCCAUUGAAACCAUCAACAGCUCGUGCCUUUCUGGCCUGGUUGUCACAAACAUCGGUGACAAGACUGUCCGUUGCCCCAAGCUGAAGGUCAUGGACGUGUCGGGAACUUUGGCCGAGGCUAUUCGACGAACUCACAACGGCGAGUCCGUCUCUUACCUCUUCAACAACGUUCCCGUCUGA
Messenger RNA from Clonostachys rhizophaga, 963 nucleotides. NCBI's taxonomy places the organism in Eukaryota, Fungi, Ascomycota, Sordariomycetes, Hypocreales, Bionectriaceae. The record is from the annotation of a GenBank genome assembly.